AAUAGAAUAAGUUAUUACCUAAAAUCCCUAAAGCUUAUUCUUUUCUCUCUCUCUCUCACCCAAAUCUGACUCUGGUUAUCUUUGUGUUUUCAAUUUCAAUUAAGUGUUUUUCAAGCUUCUUUGUUGGAUGAUUGUGGGUUGGUGGCAAAGAAAUGAGUGGAGUAAAAAGGGCUAGCUCAGCUAAAGUAAGAUUGAGGAGCUUACUGAAUCAAGCUGAUAACCGCAUUUGUGCUGAUUGUGGUGCUCCAGAUCCAAAGUGGGCAUCAGCAAAUAUUGGAGUUUUUUUAUGCUUGAAAUGUUGCGGUGUGCACAGAAGCCUCGGUGUACACAUCUCCAAGGUUCUAUCCGUGGCAUUGGAUGAAUGGUCUGAUGAAGAAAUUGAUGCCAUGAUUGAAGUUGGAGGAAAUUCCACUGCGAAUUCAAUCUAUGAGUCUUAUAUACCUGAUGGAUAUACAAAGCCUGGUCCAAAUGCUAGUAAUGAUGAGCGGAGGAAAUUCAUUCAGGCCAAGUAUGAACUUCAAGAAUUUGUGAAACCUAGCUUGCGAAUCACAUCAGGGAGGAGUUCUUCUUCUCUUCAAUCAAACAUUUCUGGAAAGAUUCUUGAUACAAUCCUAUCUUCAUCAAAUUCGGAAGGCAUGGUUGAAUAUAUUGGGUUACUGAAGAUCAAAGUGGUAAAAGGCACAAAUUUAGCCAUCCGGGAUAUGAUGACAAGUGAUCCUUAUGUUCUCCUAACUCUUGGGAAGCAGACUGUUCAGACGACUGUAAUAUCGAGCAACUUGAAUCCAGUUUGGGAUGAGGAACUCAUGCUAUCCGUUCCUAACAACUAUCGGGCUGUGAAGUUGCAAGUAUAUGAUCACGAUACCUUCUCAGCCGAUGAUAUAAUGGGAGAAGCAGAGAUUGAUAUCCAGCCCUUGAUAACAUCUGCAAUGUCGUACGGGGACCCCCAAAUGUUCGGGAAUAUGCAGAUCGGAAAGUGGCUGAAGUCCAAUGAUAAUGCCCUUAUGGAGGAUAGCAUCGUCAACAUCAUUGAUGGGAGGGUGAGACAAGAAGUAUCACUCCAGCUCCAAAAUGUUGAAUCUGGAGAAAUUUAUUUAGAAGUGGAGUGGCUGCCUCUCGAUCAGUAAGCCUGUGUGGUGUAAUUGUAUUGGCUUCAGUAUGCUCCGUCGGUGUUAAUUUUGAAUAUAGGCUCAUUUUUUUCCUUCUGAAGUGUUCAUUUUAUUUGGAGUUGAGGAUUGGGGCAAUCAUUACGUUAAGCUUUUGAUCCAUGUCUCGUGUUUGAAUAAAUUAAGGAUGUUUCAGAAUGAUUUGAA
Molecule: messenger RNA, 1310 nt
Organism: Hibiscus syriacus
Lineage: Eukaryota; Viridiplantae; Streptophyta; Magnoliopsida; Malvales; Malvaceae
Product: ADP-ribosylation factor GTPase-activating protein AGD12-like
Exons: 9
Coding region: 153-1124 (323 amino acids)
Molecular function (GO): phospholipid binding; GTPase activator activity
Source: RefSeq, a predicted model, not a curated record